AUGACAACCACGCCGUCUACCUCCACGACUCCCGUAACUGAAACAACCACGCCGUCUACAUCCACAACUCCCAUAACUGAAACGACCACGCCGCCGUCUACCUCCACGACUCCCAUAACUGAAACGACCAUGCCGCUGUCUACCUCCACGACUCCCAUAACUGAAACGACCACGCCGCCGUCUACCUCCACGACUCCCAUAACUGAAACGACCAUGCCGCUGUCUACCUCCACGACUCCCGUAACUGAAACGACCACGCCGCUGUCUACCUCCACAAUUCCCGUAACUGAAACGACAACCACACCGUCUACCUCCACGACUCCCAUAACUGAAACGACAACACCUACCUCUACUCCCAUGACUGAAACGACAACGCCACGCGUGCCAUGCACAUGUGAAUUUGGAGGCAAGAUUCUGAAUGCUGGUGACCUUGUGUACAUAGCUAAUGGCACCAGCGGUUGGUGCUCCUAUGUGAGAUGUUCACCAACGUGCAUCCUCAUCGCCUCGCUCGAACUGUGCCCAACUACAACCGAGCCCACGACGAGCAGCCCUCCAACCACGUACCAAUCCACCUCUCUCCAACCUGGCUGCUAUUCCAACGGUCGUUAUUACCAUAUCGAUGCCACUUGGACAAUGCCGGGUGAUAACUGCACACGCUUUACAUGCGAGAGUGUAUUAGGGCAGGCUUCUGUUGUGGAGGUGACGAUCCGCUGUAGUCCAGCCAUUAACAUCAGCUCUUGCCAACCUGGAACCGUGGUAAAGGAUGAAUAUGGCUGCUGUUCAAGUUGUCGUCCUCUGCAGUCUCCUUGUCGGUUAUUUGAGGGAAACGUUGAGAUCAACUUGCCUGGAUGUCAACCAAAAAACGUAUCGAUGCCUUUCUGUCAGGGGAACUGUUCGUCAAUGACAAUACUUGACGUCCCAUCUAUGGCACCGGUGUACACCUGUAACUGCUGCCAUGACCUAGAAACUGAGGGUAUGAGGAUUUCAUUGACUUGCACUGGAGGAUCUCAACUUUAUGACUACAUCUACAUAAAAUCUUGUAAAUGCACAAGCUGUUCAUGAACAUGAAAUGUGAAGGUUGAACACUGUUUUGCAUCGUGAUGUAAAUACUGAAUUGCUUACAAAAUAAAUGCAAA
Messenger RNA from Lethenteron reissneri (Far Eastern brook lamprey), 1136 nucleotides. Its product is annotated as mucin-2-like. The record is from RefSeq and is a predicted model, not a curated record. NCBI's taxonomy places the organism in Eukaryota, Metazoa, Chordata, Hyperoartia, Petromyzontiformes, Petromyzontidae.